UUUUUUUGGUCCGAUUUGGCUCUUUCAACAUUUUGGAUUGCCGACCCCUGGUCUAGUCCAUCAGGUCGCUUAACCAGAAUCUAUUGCUGUGAGGUUCUGCAGAACUUGGACCCGUUUUGCAGAGAGCAUUUUGGCCGAUGCUACGCGCUUCAGCCACUGUGCAGCUGCACUGCUUUACUCGUUUUAUCUUCUUUAACUCUGUUGAACUCUCCUCUUCCAGAUAGAUGGAUCUGAUGUGUCUCUUCUCACAACUGUAGGAGCCAUAGCUCAAGUGUCAACACAGGGAGGCUUUGUAGUCUUUAAUCCAGCUGAGGUUAUUGUCCAAUUUGAUGGCCAGAGUACUCUAUUGGUCAGAAUGAGUCAGCACUAUCAGAACAAAGUCAGUGGGAUGUGUGGGAACUUCAACGGAGAUCCUUCAGAUGAUAAAGUGAAACCGAGUGGCACACUCGCCCAAAAUGACACUGAGUUUGGACACAGCUGGACGUCACCAACCAGUCAGCCAGGAUGUGGAUCCACUGAUGAAAUAAAUGAAGAUGGACACUGUCGUUUUUCACAAGAAUACUCUGAACUCUGCAGCAUCAUCACCAACACCAGUGGUCCAUUCAGCGCCUGUCACCUGCACUCUGACCCACAGCCGUUUUUCUCUUUGUGCUUUGUAAUAAUUUGAACUUUAAUUCUAUUGAGGACCACUCAGUUUUCCUAUAAAUGUGUAAUAAAAAUGCAUGUCUUGCCUAAAAAAAGAAAUAUGUUUUUGACCAUUGAGUUUCCCUAAUCACUCCAAAGAUCUUAAUUGUCUCUUUUACAGUCUAUUGAAGAAGAAGCUUCCAGCUGGCAGUAGUUCUUAUAACAUAAGGAUGACCUCCUAUAUGGAUCCAGACUUUCACUUUCCCUUUACAAGUGAAACAGACAUAGAAGUAGAUGAGAAGCUUUAUGUGGAGGUGCAGACUGAAGGGGUGGAUCAACACCAACUUGCCACCAUUCUUGACUCAUGUUGGGCGACACCAGUCAACACUGGAGACUACUCUGUCUGCUGGGAUCUCAUUACUAAUGAAUGUCCUAAUCCAGAUGACGGUACAGUUGAGCUGGUACAGAAUGGCAUCUCCACUGUGGCUCGUUUCUCCUUCAGUAUGUUCACGUUUACCAACUUCUCAUCCAUUUUCAUUCACUGUAAUGUCCACUUGUGUCUGUUGAGACACAACAACUGCACAGCUCAUUGUUAUCCUGGUCACCCCACGCGUUUCAGGAGGGACUUGUCCUAUCAUGACUCUUCAGCCAUCUCAGUUGGACCACUUCAUCUGAAGCCACGUAGCUUAGGAAGGAUCCAGAGCAGCAGUGCUCCAGGAUAGAUGACAUCUGUCUUCACCCUGAUCAUUGUUUUGCUGACUGUCAAAAUUCUGAUCCAAUGAGUUUAAAGAGAGCUGAUGUGUUUACCAGCUCCCUUUUUAAAUGUUCAUUUAGGUUUUUCAUUUGGGUUUGUUUUGCGUUAGCAAUCAGGUGGUAGUAAUAGCCUUGCAUACGGAGGUAGGCUCUUUGUACUACACACUGGGGUCAUAAUUAACUUACUGUGAAUUUGAAGCUACUCAUGAAUAAACUCAAGCAAUGGGCUGAUGGGAUACGAUGGCUUUAGUGGGGUGUAAACUGUUUUGAUGUAUUGAAAAUUUACAAUAACUACUGUGUCUGUCAGUCAAAAAGCCUGUCAGUCAAAGAAGUCAUCCUAUGGUUAUCUUAAUUAUCAAAAAAUUUUACUUUAAUAAAUAUAAAUUAGUUGUCUUUAUUUGUUGAUUUUCAGUUU
This is a messenger RNA of Oryzias latipes (Japanese medaka), 1792 nucleotides long. NCBI's taxonomy places the organism in Eukaryota, Metazoa, Chordata, Actinopteri, Beloniformes, Adrianichthyidae. The record is from RefSeq and is a predicted model, not a curated record.